AUGGAUACUCAUCCCUGCCAGCAACUCAGUUAUCGUAUCGAGAGGUUAACAAUACUCCUAUUUCGACCUUACUAUUUAGUCAAAUUCAUGCAAGAUCCACUAAAUAAUGAGAACACAAAUUAUGUGAUUCAAAUCAUCCCAUGCAUGCAUCAAGAUGUUGGGAUUCUGAGAGGGAGAUUAACCCAGAGUGAGUAUUUGAAGAAUACACGGACCACAUGUGACUAG
This is a messenger RNA of Sphenostylis stenocarpa, 225 nucleotides long. The record is from the annotation of a GenBank genome assembly. NCBI's taxonomy places the organism in Eukaryota, Viridiplantae, Streptophyta, Magnoliopsida, Fabales, Fabaceae.